AUGAAUGAAGAUUCUCCAUUAUCAUGUAUCAACUGGCAAUCUUUCAAAGAGUUCUUGCAAGAGGAGAAUGAGUUGCAACAAGUCUCUCUCUUAAAGAAGAUACAGUGGAAUCUAGUGUACAUGAGCCAGAUGUGUAUGCUAGACAUCCCAUUUGGAAUCCCAAUAGUGAAGACCACAAGAGUUUUAGUCCGUAAAUGUUAUUCAGAGUUACGUGAUGAAGUAACCAACAUUGACAGCAAGAUGAGGAGCCGCAUCCAAAACAUAAGAAAUGAUGCCUGUCAUAUUUUAAAAGAUGGUCUAUUUUUUGCCGAUUGUCAAAAUGCAGCCGGUAUGAUACUUAUUCAAAUCAUGCUACUACUGGCUGAUCAAAAGCUGCCCGCAAAAGAAAUCGCUGAUGAGCUUUGUAUCGAGACACAAAAGUCAACAGUCAUUAUUGAGUUUCACUACCUUCCGCCACUGUCCAAGCUGUUUGUCUGCCAAGGUGUAUUGGCAACUGUACCGAAAGAUCAGUUGACAAGGCAUCUUGUGGGUGAUGAUUCUCUUUUGGAAAUGAUGUUUCAACAGAUCUGGUGUCUAGUGAGUGUAUUAAUGGAAUCGUUCUCUGCUCUCUCUGUUGCCCGAGCACUUGCAUUAUGGACAACUUGUGCAAUAUCGUAUGUGGAAACUGAAGUUGACGAUCUCAACGCAUUGAAAGCAUUCACUGGUUACCAGGAUAUCCCACAAAAAUUGUUAGAAUAUUCAUGGACAAACUGGGAUCAUCCUAUAGACUGCAUGAGGCAUCAAGUGAAUAGUAUUUUUGGAAACAUUAUAAAACUUCACCGAAAGUCAGCUGGAUAUAGUGGGAAUGCAGUCUGCAACAAUGAUGCCUUCAUUUGCGAUGUCUUACAAAAGAUCCUUUCAAGUGACCACCAUGUCCGUGGGAAAUACUCAUUCCUUGCCUGUAUUGUAGAGAACAUCGGUGCAGAGUUAAUUUUAAAACGGAAUCCAACAUUACCAACUGAACUUUACAUCUGCAUUAUGGAUCAAAAUCUUUCACCUUGUGUGGGCAAUCUUGUUGAUGUGAUGGCUAAGGACCACUUAAAACAAAUGACUGACAGCAGCAGUGAUGAUUGGCAUUUCACCUGGAUUGACAGUCUCCUGCAUGCACUGCACACCUGUCCACCAAUUCAACAUAAAUCAUACAUCAUGCAGGUGACACUUCCAAAACUUAUGAAAUGUAAUCCUUCAAGUGUCCAGUACAUUAUUGAAACACUGCAGAGUAGUAAGUGGGAACACCUGGAUGUCCAGGGCAUAAAGUCCCCGGAUGUUAAGUUAUCAAAGUCUAUGGUUCCCCAAAUCAUAUCACCCCUGGAUACCCAAGGCAUGAUGCCCCUGGAUGUAAGAGAGACCGAUCUUCUGAAUGCUGAGAAAAAGAGACCCGAAAAUGUUCAGGGCAUUAGACCUCUUGAUACUCAGGGCUCAAAGCACAUAAAUGCUCAAUCCUCAAAGCCCCUGGAUAUGCAGGGCAGCUGGCCCAUGGAUGCUCAGGCCUCAAAGUCCCUGGAUUAUAAGGGUAUGCGGCUCUGCAUGCUCAUGACGUGUUUAAAGACAGCUAGGGCCUCAAACAUUACCAUUACUGAGUUUGAAGAUGAUGAACAAGGUGAAGAGAUGUGGCAUGGACUUGUUGGAAGAACAACGAUCAGACAAGCUUUGUGUCACAAGAACAAUCAGGUUUGUCUAGAUACGUUUGCUUUGAUUUGCGAUACAAAGAAAACUGCAGAAGUCUUGACUGAUUGGGAUUUUGAUCUGAUUAAAUUCUUUCUACCAUACAACCUGAGCAGCCACUUACCAUCCUUUAGGCAGCAGUUGAUGAUGUUAAUAAAAAAGCUUCUAAUAAGGCUACAAGACAGCGGCAGACUCCAUUACAAGAACUUUAAGACAACAAACUGCCACAGCCAAUCAGAGGCAGCUAACAGGAUACAUGCAUAUAAGGGCUUUCUGGAUUGGUUUGUUGAGCUGCUGUUUUCUGGAUUACAGUCUGGUUCCUGUUACUCAACCAGGGUUUCAUCACUCUCUGCUCUGUCAAUUUUGUGCAAAUUUCAGUCUGGAUGUAGUUGGUAUGAUGACAGUACAAUAUUCUGUCCCAAAAAUGUUAAACUUCUUCUAAGAUGUUUUACUGACCCUUAUGAAAGUAAUAAGGUCAUGGCCUUUAACCUCUUGGUUCCACUUACUCAAGAACAGCUUGGAAUGCAGAAGUAGUCUUUACUAAUGAGCAAAUAUCUGGAGAGGCUAUUGUAUAUUGUUGUUCUUAGUGUGGUUACAGUAUUUAGGCAUGUCACAUCCAGUUACCAUGACAAUCUACAAGGCAUUGUGGGAGAUAUGCUUGAUUCCUUAUCAGAGCAAGUGGAGGUUGCGAACAGAAGCUUGAUAGAAGCGGCAGGGACAAGACCAAUGUACGGUGUUCUGCAUUGUGUACGAGAGCUAAUAGAAGACGUGAAUUUUCAUGAGCUUACUGUAUCAGUGACUGCCAAGUACAAGCAGCUUAUUGAUAAAUUGUUGUUGAUGUGUUACCAAGUGGCUGAGGUUGUUUCUCCUGUAGUGUGCAAUUCAUCACCAGAGGGAUAUCAUCCAGCCAAUCAGGAGGGAGAUGGUUCAGAUGUUCCACAGAUUGAUGAUGUUGCAGCAGUUGAACCGACCUGUGGGUCAAAGGUGUUAAAUGUGACUCCGCAAGCACUAUUGGUCUGUUGCUGGCGUAGCAUGAAAGAGGUGUCGCUGACGUUAGGCAAGAUAUCGCAACAGCACGAAAAAAGCCAGACACUUUUGAGUCAACAACAAGUGAAUGAAAUGGGGGAGUUUUUCAUUAAACUUUUGUUGGAGUCAAAACACAGAGGAGCAUUUGAACUUGCGUCAGUUGGCUUCAACCAACUUUGUGUUGUUCUGUGGAGGAGUAGUGUUGCUCCAUUACAGUCUUUACCGAAGAAAUGGUUGAAAGAUUUGCUGAAUGACAUCUGUGCUGGCGGAGACUUACUUUGUGCCACAAGACGCAGUGCUGGUGUGCCAUUCACUAUCCAGGCCCUGGUCACGUCUGAACCCAGCUCAUUACGAAGGCAAAGUCUACAGGAAGCUAUGGCUAUACUGCUACCACUAGUAUUCCCAGCAGAGCAGAAUGGUAAAGAAAUUACCCCACAAGUACAUGCAUUGAACAUUAUGUGUGCAUUGUUUAGAGACACAAGGCUUGGGGAGGAUGUGUAUUCGUUCAUUGCUGAUGGAAUGAGAGCUGCAAUAUUGGGUUUCAAAUCACGAUUAUGGAUAGUUCGUAAUUCCAGCACCUUGUUGUUUACAGCUCUUGUGAAUCGCAUUUUUGGUGUGCGUAGAGAGACAGAAGAAUUAGCUCGCAAAAAUUGCAUGACAGGACGAGAGUUCUUUACUCGCUUUCCGAGUCUCCAUGGAUUCCUGCUUGAAGAGUUAACUGCUUGCAUUGGAUCCCAAACCGGCAUGGACGCAGGAUACCUUCAGCCAAGCGUGUUUCCCAUCUUGCUCCUCCUAUCAAGAUUGUACCCAUCACCUACUGAUGGAGCAGACUCUAAUCUAAGUCUUGCACCCUUCAUUCCUAUGGUCCAGAGAUGUGGUUCAAGUGCUAUUUACAAGACACGAACGAUAGCAGCAAGAUCU
Molecule: messenger RNA, 3651 nt
Organism: Anneissia japonica
Lineage: Eukaryota; Metazoa; Echinodermata; Crinoidea; Comatulida; Comatulidae
Product: thyroid adenoma-associated protein homolog
Exons: 24
Biological process (GO): tRNA methylation
Cellular component (GO): cytosol
Source: RefSeq, a predicted model, not a curated record